CUGGUGGAAAUGGGCUUCCACAGUGCAAAUGGAGUGGAGUUAGUGACACUGUGUAAAGUAAAGUAAAGUUAUUAAAGUAAAGUUAUUAUAUAUAAUAUUUAAAUUAAACACGUGAUUCCUCAUUUAUUAUAGAUUAAAAGUGCAGUUCCUACUUCAGCCUGCAGUCCAGCGGGGGCGCUAAAGCACCAAAGAGCCGGACGACAACCGCAGUCAACCGAGACGAAGAAGAAAGAGAAGUAGAGUAAAAAAAAAAAAAAAAAACUUUUCCUUAAAUCCGCCAUUUCAGCCCGCGAGUUUCUUGUUGCACAUUAGUUUAGAUUUAUUUAUUCUGUCUCACUUUGAACGCUUAAAAGUCCCUCCAACUAAACCGCCUGACUGAACGGUUAAAAUCGCGCUAUUUGGGCCGUUUUUCUCUCCUAACUUCAGCGAUAGUCAGACCAAAGUUGCGUGUAUGAGUCGCGGAUAGGGAGAGGCGGAGGGGGGGACAAGGCCUCAAGCCUCGGACUAGAUUUACAACCAUGGCGGGUAAUUUUGACGCCGAAGACCGCGGCAGCUGGUACUGGGGCCGGUUGAGCCGCCAGGACGCCGUGUCCCUCCUCCAGGGGCAAAGACACGGCGUUUUCCUGGUGCGGGACUCGAUCACCAGCCCCGGAGACUACGUGCUGUCCGUGUCGGAGAACUCCAAAGUGUCCCAUUAUAUAAUCAACAGCAUCAGCAACAACCGGCAGUCCGGCUCAGGUCUGGCUCCUCCUCGGUUUCGGAUCGGGGAUCAGGAGUUUGAGGCGCUGCCGUCCCUGCUGGAGUUCUAUAAGAUCCACUACCUGGACACCACCACGCUCAUAGAGCCCAUAAGCAAGGCCAGAAACACGGGCUUCGUCAGCUCCUCUGCCGGCGUCCCGCAGCAGCCCGGUGGGAGACAUGGUAAAAGUGACCAAGAUCAACGUGAACGGCCAGUGGGAGGGCGAGUGCAAAGGCAAACGAGGCCACUUUCCCUUCACCCACGUCCGACUGUUGGAACAGCACAAUCCCGACGACGAGAGCUGAGGAACGCACGCUCUCCCCCCUUCCCGCCGCCUUUUCGACGGCGUCCGGCACAAACCCUUCUCCUCCUUCGUCACGCUCGGAAAAGAAAACGAUUUCUACAAGCACACAGUAUAUGAACCUACGAGCUACGCCAAUGCAAGACGUGUCGGGUGACCUUACCUAAUGUCAUUUUGAAGAGUUUACACUAAGGUCAGACUGAUAUCGGUUUGCCUAUAAUAGCUUAUUUUUUAAAAGGAUUACACACUGCUGCUGUUGCUCCUCGCCUACAGCCUCAUUUAAAAAAAAAAAAUUCAGCAUUAAAUAUUUCUUGUAUUCAGAUAGAUAGCAGCGUUUAAUAUUUAUUAAUGUUACACUCAAAAGGAACAGUCUUGUGUGUCGUCUUAUCCGCCAUCACAUAGGAAGGUUUGUUUCAUCGCUGUGCAUCCAGUACAGAGAACGGGUGUGGAAAUGAGACACUAUUUAAGGGUGCGUUCACAACAUGUUUGGUUCAAACAAACUCUGGCGCGUUUACUCGUUUUAGUUCGGUUCAUUUUGGCCGAUGUGGAAGCUAAUUGAUUAAGUGAUCGAUUGAAAAGUGGGAUUUCAGUUUCCAAACCAACUCAGAAGGAUUUUUGUGACAGUUGAUGUGAUUUGUUUUUAAUGAAAUCAAAAUAUAAACUUAAAUCCAUCCGCUGACCGGGAACCGAUGGGAUGAAUAAAAUCUCCUAAGUGAUUUACACACUAAUUAGGCAAGAUAAUCUGGUAACCAUGGUAACGCGCGCACGUCAGCAAGUGUGUUUGGGGAUCUUCCUCAAACGGGGUUCAGUCAGAGCUGUCGUGCUUGUGUCUCACUCUGUAUUUUAAGCAGUUCUUCAUUAAAAAGAGGAGUGGAAACGGUAAAUAUAUCCUCCUCUAACGAUACAACACGCCUCUCUUAUCAUCCGGUUUCUACAUAUUAGGCAUUAUCUCUCAUAACUCUGGUGGUUUGAGUUGCAGUCUUGACCAAGUGAUGCCUGUAGCCAUUCAUAAGCUGCAUGACUUGCAGUUAGUCACUGAUGAUUCAGGAUGACAGUGAGUCAGCUAAACUGUCCGAUCAAUGAGUCACCUGCAGGGUGGGAAAUCAGCAUCAGAGAGUGUCUGGUUGGUUUCAGACACUAAAUAAUGAUUUACUGGGGAGUGGCUGGUGAAUUUGAACCUUUAUCCGUCUGCUGCUGGCGUUCCCCGUCCCGGUCGUCUGUCAGUCCGUAGCAUUUAAUGUGGACAGCUUUGAAACCACCGCCCAAAGAUCCUCUAAUUCUUUGCCAUCGAAUGAACCAAACUACUACGCAGUAAAACGUCUGAGCUGUUUCGUGAUCAAUAGAAGCUACUAAUCCUACAAUAAUUCAAUCAGGGCUUUUGAACGACUUCAGGGAGACCGUCAGCGGGGGGAAAGGAGUGAAAACUGUUGGCAAAAUGUCACUUUUUGAUCCAGAACCGAGCAGCGUUAGGCGGCAGUAACCGAUAUCAGUCGAUCCCUAGUUUACACACCUCCAGCACAGUAUUUGAAGUCUGCACAUACGCAGCAGAGUCGAGCUACUCUUCCCUUCCUGCGGUGUCUGUCUGUGCGUCCCCACCCACUACAUCUCAUUCACACGCAGAAGGGAAACAGGGAGAACAAAUCGAAUUGCACACAGGAGACAAAACACUUUCUCACAGAAUCAUGAAUCAGUGAGUUUUUGUAGUGCUAGACUGUGAAACCUCGGAGUGAAACGAGCAAAGACUUUAUCCCCCCCACCCCCACCGCGCCGACGACUGCGUCUUGUGGAGAAGGACGAUCCUCCUUCGCCAAGACGACGUCACCAACUUAUCACAUCCCUCACUACAAACCAAGUCCUCUUUUCUUUUUGUACUAAAAGUGGAAAAUAUUAUGAUAGAAUUGACUAUAUAUACACACCUUACAUGCUAAAAUACUGUAAACAUGUUUUUCCUUCCUUUAUAUUUGAGUUACUUUUUGCUACCAGAGACUACACCUAUUAUUAUAAUUAUUAUUAUUAUUUUAUGCUCCUCUUUUAAAACACUGUUCAGUGCCAACAUGGACGACGUCACAGAACAAAAUAAUCACCCUUUCAAGGAGGAAGGAGCGAUUCCCUUGAGGCUGUUGUUUGGACGAUGACAGGAGAAAGGUUGAGGGAUUUUAUUUUUGUCUUCCAGCCGGCUCUUUGUGACGCUAUCAUUCGGAGAGAUGCUCGUCGGAUAAACAUCCACCCUAAAACACUAAUGCCAUUUGCAUCUUUACGUACAAACAGACACUUUAUGCCGUGCCGGUCGUUACCUGUAGGUUUUUUAUAUUGUUUCUCAUCCUCGUUGAAUGCACAUGCUGUUAUUACACAUAAAGCUUUUUAUAAACACACAUGGGCCCACUGAGCAUUAUGUCACUGACUAUAAACCAUAAAACGGUCUGUUGCUGUAGGAAUUUGAGCUAAAUGGCGACGCACCCUUUGACCUUUGGCUCAGAAGCAGGCAGAUCACCAACAUUAAACUCGUUAUAACAUUGUAAACACUAAUUAGGCGGCUUGCAGGUGGUUGUAAAGUGCAGUAAACGCCGAUGAGACGGAUGUAACGCUGUUCGGUCCCUCAAGGAAGUUGCGUUUUUGCACAGAAAUCUGCACGACUUUGCAAUUUCAUCUUAACUUUUCCUGCAAAUCUGACCAAUCGGCGUAACGUUGAGCUAUGUGUCAGGAAACUACUAGCGACUAGCACAUAUUGUUGCCUAAAAACGAAGAAAAGCUGAUGUGAAAUCAGGCAUUUUUAGGCUGCAAAGUCCUGCAGGGACUGAGAGUUUCCGGUGACAAUAACGUGUGUAUUUUAAAGGUCCAGUGUAUUUUAAAGGUCCAGUGUGUAGGAUUUAGUGGCAUUUAACAGUAGUGGUUGACGGAUAUGCCGAUGUUUAGAGAGCAGGGCUGCAAAUAGCCGGAAUAAAAACAAAGAAAAGUCUUGUGUAAUUCAACUCUGUAAGAAAUUGAGGUAAAUGUUUACAGCAGGAUGCAUUACAGUUCUAGUUCAGGGCUCAAAACCAGCUGUUUCACCACCUUCCCAGAACUGAUUAUCAGUCUUUCUCCAUCUAGCAGUGUGUGUGUUAC
This is a messenger RNA of Morone saxatilis (striped sea-bass), 4142 nucleotides long. Its product is annotated as adapter molecule crk-like. Gene Ontology annotation, molecular function: protein binding. The record is from RefSeq and is a predicted model, not a curated record. Lineage: Eukaryota; Metazoa; Chordata; Actinopteri; Moronidae.